Prunus avium (sweet cherry) is the source of this 2111-nucleotide messenger RNA. It is a transcript of the gene PEP, whose product is annotated as RNA-binding KH domain-containing protein. Gene Ontology annotation, molecular function: RNA binding. The record is from RefSeq and is a predicted model, not a curated record. NCBI's taxonomy places the organism in Eukaryota, Viridiplantae, Streptophyta, Magnoliopsida, Rosales, Rosaceae.
GUUUCUUUUGAUGGGGGUGCAUAUAGAUAGCACAUAGCAAUUCACAUAGAAUUGGAAGUCUUGUCUUCUUGGUCUUGGAGUAGGAGAAGUGCGAGCUCACGUGCUCCCGCACGUGCCAUCCAUAUUGAUAGUCCAUAGUCCAAACAACCGAUAGUUUUGUUCUGCAACACCCAGCUGCAAUCAGGCAUCACUGUCCAAUAAAACCUUUUACCCUAACGCCCCCCACCCCCCCUCUCUACAGAACAUGGCCACCGCCCAGCCCACCGAGAACGGCUCCGCCAAGGCUACGGAACCCGACCCGCAACAACCCACAUCCGAAACCACCACCGCCCCAAUUACCGUACCCGAGUCCGACCAAACAGCCACCACCGCAACGGCAGAUAACAGUCCGAACCAAAAUCCCGAACCCGACUCGGGUCCCCAACCGGAGCCCGGUGCCCAGGAAACUACAACGACCGCUAGCGGCGAUGCCACCUCAAUCGCCGAUAAAAGAUGGCCUGGUUGGCCCGGGGACUGUGUGUUUCGGCUAAUUGUGCCGGUUCUCAAGGUCGGUAGCAUUAUCGGCCGAAAAGGCGAGCUCAUUAAGAAGAUGUGUGAGGAGACCCGAGCUCGCAUUCGGGUCCUCGACGGCGCCGUUGGAACUCCUGAUCGCAUCGUGCUGAUCUCCGGAAGGGAAGAGCCAGAGGCUCCUCUGUCCCCUGCAAUGGAUGCUGUAAUAAGAAUAUUUAAACGUAUCUCUGGCUUAGCUGAUAGUGAGGGUGAUGCAAAAGUGUCCGGUCCUGCUGGAGUUGCAUUCUGUUCCAUCCGCUUGUUGGUAGCAUCCACACAAGCAAUUAAUUUAAUUGGAAAACAAGGGUCAUUAAUCAAAUCUAUACAGGAGAGUACCGGGGCUUCUGUGCGAGUAUUGUCUGGGGAUGAGGUUCCAUUCUAUGCUGCUGCAGACGAAAGGAUUGUUGAAUUGCAGGGAGAAGCUUUAAAGGUUCUCAAAGCUGUAGAAGCAGUAGUGGCUCACCUGAGGAAGUUUUUGGUUGAUCAUAGUGUUCUUCCACUUUUUGAGAAGACGUACAAUGCAACCAUCUCACAAGAGCGUCAACCAGAUACCUGGGCUGACAAAUCGUUGCUGCAUACUGCUUCUCAAACUGGAGUUAGCACUAAUUAUUCUCUCUCAGCAAAAAGGGAAUCUUUGUUUCUGGAUCGUGAAACUCAAUUAGAAUCACAACUCCCUUCCGCUGGCAUUUCACUUUAUGGAAAAGAUCCUUCUAUCUAUGGAAAAGAUCAUUCUAUUUAUGGAAAAGAUCCAUCUAUUUAUGGGCAAGAUCCUUCUAUUUAUGGACAAGAUCCUUCUCUUUCUUCUAUCCGUUCUUCAGGGAUUGGUCGGCCUGGUGCUCCUAUUGUUACUCAGAUUGCUCAAACAAUGCAAAUUCCUCUAUCUUAUGCCGAGGACAUUAUUGGGGUUGAAGGUUCGAAUAUUGCAUUCAUUCGCCGUAGUAGCGGAGCCAUCUUAACUGUGCAAGAGAGCAGGGGACUACCUGAUGAAAUUACCGUAGAAAUAAAAGGCACCUCAUCACAGGUUCAAAUGGCUCAGCAACUGAUUCAGGAAGUUAUAAACAGUCGCAAGGAACCAGUUACAAGUAGCUAUGGCAGGAUAGAUACGGGAAUGAGGUCAUCCUACAGUCAGUUAGGUGCUUCAUCUUACCCUUCAUCUUCAUUACCGUCACAACCGUACGGUGGUGGGUAUGGAUCUUCUGGUCUAGGAGGAGGCUACAGCACUUUCAGGCUUUGAUUUGAUUGCUAACCAAAAGACUAAUAGUGGCUUCUCUGCUUGGACCAACAAGUUAUUUCCAAUUAGUCCACAUAUUUGAGAAAAAAUUGAUGUCCGGAGUGUAGCAUUUGUAAAGUUGCCAGAGGAAAGGGGUCUACAAUAUCAUCUGAUAUCAUCAGAUUUGAUCUGUUGGGUAGCCAAGCUUGAAAGGAUAUAGAAGAAGAUUGUAUUGAAAUAGUAGUGAUUUUCGUUUUCCUUCAUGAAUUUGUGCAUUAAGCAUUAAUUUUGAAGUUAGAUGAGGCUGUUGCAUUUGGUUUUUUUAUAUUUAUACUCUGUUAAUUUUCUCAAA